This is a messenger RNA of Gavia stellata (red-throated loon), 4392 nucleotides long. RefSeq names its product sushi, nidogen and EGF like domains 1 (gene SNED1). The transcript has 33 exons. The record is from RefSeq and is a predicted model, not a curated record. Gene Ontology annotation, molecular function: calcium ion binding; protein binding. The coding region runs from base 1 to 4227 and encodes 1408 amino acids. Gene Ontology annotation, cellular component: protein-containing complex; plasma membrane. Lineage: Eukaryota; Metazoa; Chordata; Aves; Gaviiformes; Gaviidae. Gene Ontology annotation, biological process: establishment or maintenance of epithelial cell apical/basal polarity; heterophilic cell-cell adhesion; cell-matrix adhesion.
AUGCGGGGCCUGGCGGGCUGGGCCGUGCUGGUGGCCCUGGGCGAGUGGCUGUGGGCGGGCGGCGUGGUGCCGCUGGCGGACUUCUACCCCUUCGGGCCCACGCAGGGGGACGCCGCCACGCGGAAGCAGGACGACGGCGGCUCCGAGCUGCGGCCCCUCUCCGUCCCCUUCCCCUUCUUCGGCGCGGGGCACACCGGCCUCUACGUGAACAACAACGGGAUCAUCUCAUUCCUGAAAGAGGUCUCCCAGUUCACGCCGGUGGCCUUCCCUAUUUCCAAGGACCGGCGCGUGGUGGCCGCUUUCUGGGCGGAUGUGGAUAACCGGCGGGCCGGCGAUGUGUAUUACCGGGAGAGCACCGAGCAGCACAUCUUGGAGAGAGCGAGCAGGGACAUUGCGCAGUAUUUCCCCGAGUUCCCAGGGUUUUCCGCGCAGUGGGUCUUCAUCGCCACCUGGUACCGAGUGACCUUCUUUGGGGGCAGUUCGUUUUCACCGGUAAACACUUUCCAGAUUGUCCUUAUCACGGACGGCAAGCUCUCCUUCACCAUCUUCAACUAUGAGUCCAUAACCUGGACCACGGGUAUGCACGCCAGCAGUGGGGGGGACUUUGCCGGGCUCGGCGGCAUCGCAGCGCAGGCAGGUUUUAACGCCGGUGAUGGAAAGCGCUACUUCAACAUCCCUGGAUCCCGCACCGAUGACAUCGCUGACGUGGAGAUGACAACAAAUGUGGGUAUCCCCGGGCGCUGGGUGUUCAGAAUCGAUGAUGCCCAGGUGCAAGUGGGGGGCUGCAGCAAUACAACCUCUGUCUGCCUGACGUUGCGGCCCUGCCUGAAUGGGGGGAAGUGUAUCGAGGACUGCAUCACGGGGAACCCCUCCUACACCUGCUCCUGCCUGGCUGGCUUUACCGGGAAGAGGUGCCAUGUUGAUGUGGAUGAGUGUCUCUCCCACCCGUGUCAGAACGGAGCCACCUGCCUCAAUGGUGCCGGCAGCUUCAGCUGCAGGUGCCCGUCGGGUUUCAGAGGCGCCAACUGCGAGACAGAAGAGUCACCGUGUGAGAGCAGGGUGUGCCAGAAUGGCGGCAGUUGCCAGGCGGCAAACGGGACGGCAGUGUGCUUGUGCCAGCCGGGGUACACAGGGGCGGACUGCCAGACAGAGGUGAACGAGUGUGAGUCCAACCCGUGCCUGAACGGCGGGCACUGUGUCGACCUGGUCGAUAACUACACCUGUGUGUGCCUGGAGCCCUUCGUGGGACAGCGCUGCGAGACAGGUGGGCCCCGUGUGCCCGGCGCCUGCCUCUCCCACCCAUGCCAGAACGCGGGCAGCUGCCUGGAGACGGAGCAGGGCUAUGUCUGCGAAUGCCAGGAGGGUUACACUGGGCAGGACUGUCGAGAAAAGCUCUUGGAGGGCUGCGAGUGUCGCAACGGGGGCAGUUGUCUGGAGGGGAAUGUCACCAUCUGCCAGUGCCUGCCUGGGUUUUUUGGUCUCCUCUGUGAAUUUGAAGUCACCACCACGCCGUGCAACAUGAACACGCAGUGCCCGGAUGGCGGGUACUGCAUGGAAUAUGGCGGGAGCUACCUCUGUGUCUGCCACACUGACUACGGCACCAACCACACAAUGCCAUCCCCCUGUGACUCGGAGCCCUGCCUGAACGGGGGGUCCUGCGAGGUUCAUGAUGACUCGUACACCUGCGAGUGUCCUCGAGGCUUCCUUGGCAAGCACUGCGAGAAAGCUAAGCCCCGGCUCUGCAGCACGGGGCCCUGUCGCAACGGGGGCACCUGCAGGGAGGCGGAUGGAGAGUACCACUGUACCUGCCCCUACCGCUUCACCGGCAAGCACUGCGAGAUCGGUAAGCCGGACCCCUGCGCCUCGGGGCCCUGCCAGAACGGGGGCACCUGCUUCCACUACAUUGGCAAGUACAAGUGUGACUGUCCCCCGGGCUACGCCGGCCGGCACUGCGAGAUCGUGCCCUCCCCGUGCUUCCUUAGCCCCUGUGAAAACGGCGCUACCUGCGAGGACCUCGACGGGGGCUAUGCUUGCACGUGCCCCGUGGGCUAUGUAGGGAAGCACUGCGAGUCUGAGGUCAACUGUGGCAUCCCCAGCGAGGUGAAGCACGCCCAGGCCUCUUUCAACUCCACCACGGUGGGCUCGCUGGCUGAAUACCAGUGUGAGCUGGGCUACACCCUCAGUCAGCACAACCACCCCCGUGUCUGCCGCUUGCCGGGCGUCUGGAGCGACCCCCCCGAAUGCGAUGAGAUCGAUGAGUGCCGGUCCCAGCCCUGCCUGAACGGCGGCCAGUGCAAGGACCGUAUUGCCGAGUUCCUGUGCCUGUGUGAGCCGGGUUACACCGGCCACCACUGUGAGUCAGAUAUCGAUGAGUGCCAGUCAGAGCCCUGUAAGAACGGCGGGACCUGCCGGGACCUCCCUGGGUCCUUCACUUGCUACUGUCCCGAGGGCUUUGUGGGGACCCAGUGCGAGACAGAAGUGGACGCUUGUGAGUCGGGCCCUUGCCGAAAUGGAGGGGAGUGCGAGAGCUACGGGGGCUCCUACCUCUGUGUGUGCCCGGAGGGUUUCUUUGGCUACCACUGUGAGACAGCCAGCGACCCGUGCUUCUCCAGCCCCUGCGGGAGCAGAGGCUACUGCCUGCCCGGCAACGGCACCCACAGCUGCACCUGCAAAGUCAGCUACACAGGCAAGAGCUGCGAAAAAGAAUUGCUGCCACCAACCUCAUUAAAGGUGGAAAGGGUGGAGGACACUGGUGUGUUGAUUUCUUGGCACCCACCUGAGGACGCAGCCGCCAGGCAACUCAUUGACGGCUACGCCGUGACGUACGUAUCCCUCGACGGCUCUUACCGCAGGACAGAUUUUGUGGACCGAAGUCGUUCUGCCCACCAAUUGCGGGCACUAGCCUCCGGCAGAGCCUACAAUAUUUCUGUCUUUUCAGUCAAACGCAACGUGAACAACAAGAAUGAUAUCAGCAGGCCCGUCAUGCUCACCACGCGCACUAGACCGCGUCCGGUGGAAGGCUUUGAGAUCACGAACGUGACAGCCAGCGCCAUCACGGUGCAAUGGGCUCUCCACCGGCUCAAGCACUCCACGGUCAGUAGGGUGCGUGUCUCCAUCCGCCAGCCGGGGGACCUGGCAGACCGCACCGUGGAGCUGAACAGCAGCGUGGCCAAGUACACCUUCCUGGACCUGCAGCCAGGAGAGAGGUACAUCGUCCACGUCACGACGCUGAGCGGCCUGGGGACGGAAGAUCACCCCUCUGAGAGUCUGGCCACGGCCCCCUUCCACGUGUGGACGAGGCCUCUCCCCCCACAAAACCUUACUGCCUCCCGCGUCACCGCCACCGCCGUGUCCAUGGCGUGGGAGCAGCCACCCGCUGGCGCCGUGGAGGGGUACAUCAUCAAUGUCACCACUGCUCAGAGCGUGAAGAGCCGCUAUGUGCCCAAUGGGAAGCUCGUGUCCUACACGGUGCGGGACCUGCUCCCCGGGCAGCGGUACCGCCUGUCUGUGACGGCCGUGCAGAACACAGAGCAAGGCCAAGUGCACAGCGAGCCCAUCCACCUCUACGUCACCACCUUGCAGAGGGAUGGGGCUCUAGAGAGACGGUGGAGCCAAGCUGGACACCCCCGGGUCCUGCGCAACAGGCUGCCCCCAGCUUUCCUGCCCGAGCUCCGCUUGCUAGCGGAUCAUGACACAGCGGAGGACCCCUCGCCAGCCCCCAGGUUCACCGAGCUGGUGGAUGGCAGAGGCAGGAUCAGCGCCAGGUUCGGCGCUGCACUGGGCAAAUCCAUCACCGUGAAGACACAGCCGGAGGCUCCAGUGAAGCUGGAGAAUGUGGAGGUGUCCAGCCAGGGCAGUCUGGCACUGCAGCUGCGCGAGGCAAAGAGCAAGAAGUUGUGCCAUGGCCCCGGGAACUGCUCCACGAACCCCUGCAGGAAUGGAGGGACCUGCACCAGAGACGCCGAGUCCUACCACUGUGACUGCCGCCUGGGAUUCAAGGGCCGGCUCUGCGAGCUGGCCUGCAAGAAGGUGCCACACUCGUGCACGCGGCUGUACUCGGAAACCAAGUCAUUCCCCGUGUGGGAAGGAGGCACCUGCCACUACCUGUACAGGAGAGUCUACAAGGUACACCAGGACGUCUGCUACAAGGAGAGCUGCGAGAGCACCGGUUCCAAGAAGACAAACAGCAGAAAACCAAGCAACAGUCACACACUGAAGAAGCCAUAGAGGUUCAAAGCAGUAGAAGCUUCAUCUUUCCACAUCUAAGAGCUUUUGAAACACCAGGAAGAUCAGAUCUGCUCACUGGGUUGAACACAGCGGGGGAGCCUUCCUGCCUGGCGUCAGCCUCUCCCUCUCCUCCAGCCUGUUAGGGACACACAGCCAGAUCGGCAC